Molecule: messenger RNA, 1201 nt
Organism: Schistosoma spindalis
Lineage: Eukaryota; Metazoa; Platyhelminthes; Trematoda; Strigeidida; Schistosomatidae
Source: the annotation of a GenBank genome assembly
AGAUUAUUGGCGGUAAUCGAACUAAACCUAUGUCUACUCCACAUACAGAAGUGAACUCUGGGCAAACCGAAUUAGCCCCUAUUAGUACGGUUGGGACUGAUAUGUCAAGUAAUACAUUGUCGAUUGGUGUUCCUCUCCAUACUCUUGGUCCCAUUGAAGGGCAAGAUGGACUCAGUUUGACUAGACAAGAAAUAAAUCGACUCAUCUUGGAGUAUUUAGUCGUUGAAGGCUACAAAGAUGUCGCUGAAAAAUUCAGUCGCGAGACGGGAAUUGUAGAGCCUUUAAAUGAGUUGCAAGUCGCAGGUGCAAGUUUGAAUGAUCGUAUGUGGAUUCGUGAAGCAGUUUUGUUAAGGAAAAUCGAAGACGUUAUUGAUACAGUGAAUCGAUUAUGGCCUGAACUCUUUGAUAAAAACCCUUUUAUCUACUUUCAGCUUCGGCAGCUGCAAAUGCUAGAACUUAUUCGGAACAAGCGUUUAGAAGAAGCCCUUAUAUUUGCCCAGUCGUAUUUAGCGGAUCCAGUAGCCAAACGGUUAUCAGAACAUCCUCAAUUAUUAAAUGAAAUGCAAAAUACUAUGGCACUACUAGCUUUUGAUAAUCCUGCUGAAAGUAUUUAUGGCAAGCUGCUUAGUCCUCAACACGCUGAAGUGGUUGCAGGAGCACUAAAUCGAGCUAUACUUCGACAUAUCGAAUCAUCAGGAGAUGAAAUCGAUACGUCAGAAGAGGGUAAAGGCUCUGUGACUGCAAACUCUAUGGGUUAUUCCGGUGUUUCAUCCACUGUACCACGAUUGACAAAAAUGAUGGCACUGUUACUACAUUUCCGUGAUUUAUCACAGCUUGAACUUCCACCCGAAUUAGCUUCAUUAUAGAUCAGUUUUUGAAAAGUGGAAUAAACUCUUUAUUAUUCUCAUCUUUUAUGUUUCAUACUUUAACUGAUUAUUUUUAGUUAAAGGCAGCAUGAUGGUUGAUUUCAUGACAUUUUGACUAAUAUACAUGUACAAAUUAUAUAACAAGCAAGAUUGUGUAUUAAUAAUAUUAGCCAAGAAUUUCAGGUAGUUCACCCAUUUUGGGAGUAUUGUUUUACACUUAUGUGACUUUUCAAUCAGUAUGCAGCAUUAAAGAGCUUACUUAAUCCUCAUACACAUGAAAAAUUUUUUCCUUACCCGUGUUUCCCUCAGAAAUAAAUCGUUUGAAUUAUGUCUCA